This is a messenger RNA of Nematolebias whitei (Rio pearlfish), 2308 nucleotides long. RefSeq names its product dopachrome tautomerase (gene dct). Gene Ontology annotation, biological process: ventricular zone neuroblast division; positive regulation of neuroblast proliferation; developmental pigmentation. Gene Ontology annotation, cellular component: melanosome. The transcript is spliced from 8 exons. Gene Ontology annotation, molecular function: dopachrome isomerase activity; oxidoreductase activity. The record is from RefSeq and is a predicted model, not a curated record. The coding region runs from base 231 to 1781 and encodes 516 amino acids. NCBI's taxonomy places the organism in Eukaryota, Metazoa, Chordata, Actinopteri, Cyprinodontiformes, Rivulidae.
UUUCUGAAUGUACAUGUAACCAGCUGGAACACAACAUGAUUUGGCUUUAAAUGUUGUUUCCACAGAGGUUAUCUUUAUCACUGAAUCUAAUUUGAAGAUACACAGCGGGGAGCUGUGGCUGAAUGAGAUUCCACACUUCGUAGGGGGAACUAAUUGACGGCAUUGCAGCUAAAUUUGAUCUCCAAACUGAUUUGUCACGACUGACUGGAGGAAAAAGAAACACGUGGAAUAUGAUGAUCGCACUGGGGCUUGGUCUUCUGUCUUUAUUGUUUUGUUUUGAGCCUGCAGAGGGUCAGUUUCCUCGUGUUUGCUGCACAGUGGAGGGCAUCCUGUCCAAGCAGUGCUGCCCUGCUCUGGGCUCAAAUCCUGCCAAUGUAUGUGGAUCUCUGUCAGGUAGAGGAAGCUGCACCACUGUACGGAUCGACUCCAAACCUUGGGGAGGACCAUACAGACUGAGAAAUGUUGAUGACAGAGAGAGGUGGCCAACCAAAUUCUUCAAUCAGACUUGCAGAUGUACCGGGAACUUUGCAGGCUAUGACUGCGGACAGUGUAAAUUUGGCUGGACCGGACCUAACUGUGACCAGAGAAAAGCUCCAGUGGUGCGGAAGAACAUCCACUCCUUGACCCCCGAAGAGCUCCAGGAGUUCCUGAACACUCUAGAUCUGGCUAAGACCACCAUCCACCCAGAUUAUAUGAUCGCCAGACAACAUUGGCUCGGACUGCUGGGACCAAAUGGAACCGAGCCCCAGUUUUCCAAUGUCUCCAUCUACGAUUUCUUUGUCUGGCAGCAUUACUACUCAGUUAGAGACACACUUCUUGGUCCAGGUCGCCCAUUCAAAGCUAUAGAUUUCUCCCACAAAGGACCAGCAUUUAUUACCUGGCACAGGUAUCACCUUCUGAGCUUAGAAAGAGAGCUUCAGAGACUGACAGGUAACGAGAACUUUGCGGUCCCGUACUGGAACUUUGCUACGGGACAAAGUGAUUGUGACGUUUGUACGGACUCUCUGCUGGGAGGCAGAAACCCAGACAACCCUUCCCUUAUCAGUAACCAGUCCAGAUUCUCCAGAUGGGGGGUGAUCUGCAACAGUUUGGAUGACUACAAUCGCUUGGUGACUCUUUGCAAUGGCACCACUGAGGGUCUCAUUCAGAGGGGGAUGAUGGAGAGAGCCAACACGUCUCUGCCUACCAUGAAUGAUGUCAGAAGCUGUUUAGGAAUCAGAAACUUUGACAGCCCUCCCUUCUUCACCAACUCUUCCUUCAGCUUUAGAAACGCUCUUGAAGGAUAUGAUAAGCCAGAUGGAGAGUUGGAUGAAACGGUCAAUAACUUGCACAACCUUGUCCACGCCAUGCUCAAUGGAACCAGUGCUUUGUCUCAUUCCGCAGCCAACGAUCCCAUUUUUCUGGUGCUCCACGCUUUCACCGACGCCAUCUUUGAUGAGUGGAUGCGGAGGUUUGUUCCCUCCAACUCCACCUUCCCGGAUGAGAUGGCUCCCAUCGGUCACAACAGGGACUACAACAUGGUUCCCUUCUUCCCUCCAGUCACUAAUGAGGAGAUUUAUGUCACGUCAGAGCAACUGGGAUAUUCCUACGCCAUUUCCUUGGAUGAUGCAGAUGGGGGAACGGCUGUGUUUGUUCUGGGCUCCACUUUAGGAGGCGUCUUCGUUGGUCUCCUGGUGCUUCUCCUUAUCUUUGUGCUCUACCUGCGUCAGAAGAGAAAGAGAGGCUUUGAACCUCUGAUAAAAGCAGAUUUCACGAACAGAAAGUACACCGAGGAAGCCUAGCGUUCACCUGUUGUUCCAAAAUGCACUUCAGUUGCACAUAAACUUACCUCCAAGCGAUAGUUUGCUUGAAAAAAUUAAAAAAAAAAAGAAAAUCCUGUAACUAAUUACACGAUAGAACAAUUUAAAUCAUAAACUAUUUACCAGAGAUUUACAUACACUUUAUAACUGUUAAUUUUAAUACUUGUUUCUGUUUUGCCUUUUACAAACUUUGGAUGGGCAGAUAUCUAUUAAAAAGGUUUUAUUAACAAUUUAUUGUCAAGAACAGUAACAAAACACAAAUGCAGUCAGCUUAAUUGCACUGAUAAAACUGUAAGGCAUAUUUACUCAGCUAACACUCACCCCCUUUCAGUUUGAAAUCACUUUUAAUCUCCAAAAUUUAAAAUUGAUGCUAUUCAGUAAUGCAUUGCGUUUUUGUUUCUUUUUUUUUACAUUUUAUUGCAAAAAUAUUAAAAGUUUAAUGAUACAAAACAUCAAAAGGUCAUCCUGUGAGAUCAAUAGUUGUAAUAAAGGAAUCGCUUUGGGUGAAA